This is a messenger RNA of Anneissia japonica, 7437 nucleotides long. RefSeq lists its product as uncharacterized. Bases 48 to 1277 code for a protein of 409 amino acids. The record is from RefSeq and is a predicted model, not a curated record. Lineage: Eukaryota; Metazoa; Echinodermata; Crinoidea; Comatulida; Comatulidae. The transcript has 8 exons.
UCCACUGAUUUGAACAAAAUGAAUAGGAGGAACGCACGUCAUUAAACAUGGGUUGUGGAAAUAGUAAGGAAGAAAGCAGUGAGGAAGGGGGACUUACAAAUAGGAGGCCCCUAGUUGAAAUUGAGAUUGGCAGCAAUGUCAAGAAAACUGAAAUUGUGUUCGUUUUCGGUGGACCUGGAUCAAAAAAGGGACGAAUUGUGGAUGAUCUGGUGCAUAUGUAUGGGUUCAAAUCACUGAUUGUUGAAGACUUAAUUGCUAGAGAGUUGCCCAAGAAAAUACAGAGUCCUGUAGCUAUAGGCAAUACAAGAGAAAUGGCUAAACUGCUCAUGGAGAACUCAUCAUAUUUGACCUUAGAAUGGGUUCUUGAGCUACUUGAAAAGGAGUUUGAAAAAGAGCCAGACAGUAUGUUUAUCAUUGAUUUUGUGCCAAACCUUCGCUACAUGCUCCGAUGCGACCAGUUUAUUCUUGAAGACCCAUCCUACGAAAUGAACCAGUUCCAGAAGAAGUAUUCCAAUAUCUUUGCUUUGAACCUGGCAAUUCCUGAGAAAGCUGUAAUGAAACAGGCAACUGCUCAUUGUGCCAAACAUCCAAAUCAGAUGCAAGAAGGGGGUAAAAGUGAUGAAGUUGAUACUGGACGAUUGGCUAAACGGCACGGUGUGUACAUGAAAAGUGUGCAAGGGUUUUUAAACUAUUUCCGUAACGAUGGUCGCUUAGCAUCGGUGGACGUAUCCAGUGGGGUCUCUGAUCUUAUCUGGCAUCAGGUGACAGACUUCUUUGGACAUAAGUUAGAGUUUGUGCCAAGAAGAACAAUUAACACUGUGGUUUUAUUUGGCUUUUCUCCAAAUGCCCACAGUGAGCUAGAUUUGAACCGGUACAACAUGGAGAAGGUCAUCCUCAAAGAUCUAACGGAUAAUCCAAUGGGACCAGUGGUAGAAGUUCUGAAAGCACUUUGCACCCACAUUGAUAAUUCAUCAGCUACAGCUGAGUCCUUCCUUGUUGAUGUCUCAGAAACAUCGCUCACUAAAGACGAGCUAAAGUAUGAUCAUAAAGUAAUAAACUUUAUACAGGAUGAAAACGCAAUGCUAGAUCGGUUCAUCUUCGUCACUUCAAAUUCUCAGAACAACAAGAAGUCGCGGAAGUGUAGUGCCUACAUGGAGAAUUUCAAGGCUGCAUGUUCUACUGAGAAUGAGGUGUGUCUGUUCCCUAUGGAUAUGGACACAAAUAUCUGCAAAGGAAUUGCUUUCUGCAUGGCGGAGCUGAGAGAUUUAAAGGAGUAGAUCGUGAACCAGAAAUGUCCUGGUUCACCACUUUUAACUUAUGCAUUUUAUGAAGGUUUGAUGAGAAUGUUACAGAAAUUUAUAGACCAAUGGCUUCUAUGUAAUCAAAGCCUUGAUAAAUUGGUUCUUUAUCGUACUUAUCAAUACACCUUUUUUUUCAUCUAUUUUUUCUUAAAUUCUUCCAGAGUUAUAAUUAAUUAAAAAGUUUAGUGUUCUUGUGUAUAUCAGCCUUAUAAUAAACCACUGGGUUUGAUGUUUAUCAGAAUAGAAUGUUGGUAGGUGUAAAUUGUUGUGAUAAGUUUAAUGGUUUCUAGUCGAAAAGGCAAUAAACAAAAUCAGCAGUAACCAAAAUAGUAAUAGUAAACGACCAACGCUAUGUUUGAAAACAGCAAUGCUUGGGGGAGUCAUUGCAAGCAUGGUUACCACAAACUAAAAAUUACUGUAAUUGUUAGAAACCUUGAAUGUAAUGUUACAUACAGUAUUAUUUUUAAUCUUAAACAUUUAAUAAGUGUCUUUUUUUUAAAUCAACAUUGUAUGUCAUAAGAUAUGUAAUAAAUAUUUAAGAACUGUCCUUUUCAUCAAUUUAGGACAAUCAAUUUUAAAUAAUCUUGACGAGAAAAAAUUGAUUUAAUGCUAAGUUGAGUAAAAUAACACCUAUGCAACAAACAUAUAAAUAAUUCAUACAACAAUUGUAAAGUUGUUUUUUAGCAUUGUUGUUUACUUAGAAAAGUGUUUCUAUUUUCUGUGUGAACCACAUCUAGGGUAAUUCACUAAACGUCUUGCUAUGGUGUCCUGGUAAUGAUUUUUACAAAAUUUCCAGCUCUUUUCAGAAGAGUGUAGUGUGUUCCUCAAUGUGCAGACACAACCAAUGGCUUAAAUAUUUCAUCCAGAAGAUGGUGGGGUAUGGAGAUUAAAAAUAAAAUUAAACCAUGCACCAGAGAUCUGAAAGGAUCUUGAUGGUUUAGUGCACACACAUUGACUUCCACCACUUUAACUGGAAUGGAUUCUGAUAAGCUAAAGCUGCUGUUUUAGUUGAUUGUGUUUUGGUUAUUGCUGCUUUGAUUUACUGCCCUUUCGACCAGCUUCCUCUUUUAAUAAGUCAAUUCUAUAUACUUGUAUCGGUUAAUUAUCACCGAUGGUAGUAUGCAGAGUAGGUAAUGGCCUUUGCCUCAAAUAUAACAACUUUCUAUACAGUUAGAAAACUCAGUAUACUGGUUAACCAUGGAUUCCAUAGUGUGUACAUAGAUAGUAAGGGUCUUCAUCUCCAAUAUGACAACUCUAGGUGUAUUAACGCAAAAAUGUGCUAUGUACAGUAUAUAGCACAUUAUUAUAUAUAUUUGUGGAGUAAUUGAAAUUGACAUUAUUCGGCUAGAUUUUCUGGUUUAUGAAUGAAUACAACUUAAACUUAAUCAUUCAAUUGUAGUAAUAGUUUAUCAUACAUAUAGUGCCUCUAAAUGUUAAGAUAAAUAGACAUGAUCGCUGCCAGGACCAGACAGGGUUUGCUCAGAUGCCAAGACGCAAGUCCACAUCCAUCCAUUACAGUUGUAUGUAAUUUACUGAAGUAAUUUAUGGUUGUGCCCUUUAUGCAUUGGCAUAAUGGGUAACAACUUGGAAAGAAAAGGCUUGGCAGUCAGUGUGUUAAAGUUUGAAUAGUACUCUCCUACAUUACAUUCAGUGAUUUUUUACUACACAUUUAAAUGUGUUCAUCAUCUUGUUAGAUUUCAACUCCAGUCCAUCUUUAAUGUUUUUUUAAUUGGAAAAAGAAGACUGAAUUUAGAUAAGUUUUUGUCAUUACUCAGGUUCCUUCUUGUAGGUGCAAUAUAUUGUUUAUAUUUUUUUAUGAAACCAUUACAAUCCAACUCAUAUAGUAAUCUAAACCCACCAAAUACAUGUAGCCUAUGAACAAAACAAUAUAUCCCACCUGAAUUUGUUUACCGUAAAUGAUCAUCUAAGAGCCACAGCAUUUAUAACAUUCUGCUAAGCUUCAGUACAGCGCUGAUUAGAGAGGUGCUUAUUUGAGAGCAGGGCGUAUUACAAAUUAUUGGAGUACUAUAGUCUUAUCUUGUUAAAAUAUUUGUGAUAAAUAUGUUAUAAAUUGGGCGUGUUUCUGCUAAGUAACACCAAAAACACGUUUUUUUUAAACGGUUAAAUUCCUUCGGAAUGCAUUUCUAGUAAAAAAGUGCAACUAAUAAAAACAUGGUAACGCGAGCAUUGGCAAGUGGCCGGAGCUUAUAAUGACGAUCACUAACGGAAGUUGAAGUUGACCUUACUUCCUGCGGGCUGCGCAUGCCAUGAAAGAAGUAAACAACACACCUCGAAAGUAUGAACAAAUUAUGGUAAAGCCUGAAGCAUGUCAUCCUGUCGGUUUAAUUUUGUUCUUCGCCCUGAAUUUUCCACGGACAAGCGAUCAAACCAACGAAGAGGUCAGUCUGGUUCACCGACGAGUCGUGACUAACACGGCAUUGCAUUCUGAACACCAACCCUAUAAUGAAUGCAUGUUAAAACACGUGUUUUUAGAACGCAUUCCUAACCGUGUUUUUGUUUUUUUGGCCCGUUUCUGCUGGGAAGAAAACACGUUUUUUAAUAACCAUUUAAAAACAUGUUUUUUUGCUCAGCAGAAACGGGCCCAAAGAAUAUAGAAUCGCAUAAGGUCGGACUCUCCUGAUUUUGUAUACACGUAUUGAAACGUUAAAAAAGUACUACCACGAGAUGGGGGCGCCCUAUUUCUGAAUGCCUUUUACGUAUUUUUACUCUUGGUACUCUUUGGUAAUAUACACUCUUGGUUAAGCAUGGAGACAUUAAAAAGAAGUUAUAUCUCUAACAAACCUUAAUGUAGUGUUGUUUGAAGGUUUAAAAAAAAUCCGUAACAUAACCGAAAAAAAAUAAUCAAGCUUAGAUCGGCUCUUAUUUGAAAGAGGUGCUUAUUCGGUCAUUUGCAGUAAAUGUACAGAUUUUUUUUGUGAAAAUUUGGUGUAAAGUUUAGGGUAAUGUUCUGCAUUUCAAAUUUCCAAUUGGCAGAAGACUUACUAAUAGACUGACAAACUUAUUGUUGCAAUAUUUCAAUUUUUUUUUUUUUUUUUUAAAGUAUUCUAGUCUGUUAAAUCAUUUAUUUUUCUGUAUAAUACUGUAGAUAAAAACCUAGAUUUUUAUUCUAUUUAUUUUUCUGAGCUUUUAAGGUGAUUAAUUUGUGCCUUUUAAUGAUUUAGAAUUGUAUCUGAUUUUUUUGGGUUUGAUAGCAUAUUGCAAAUUAAAAUUCCUUGUUACGUUAGACCAAGUAAAAAAAAAGUAGUUUCUCGUCCUAAUAUUCGGAAAAAUGGAGAAUGAGGGCACUUUUUCUCUUUCUUUUUUUACUCCGCGGUGGCAAAUCCAAGAUGGUCGAUGGGAAACAGCUUCUACUUUCUCACUUUUACCAAGUAGACACAUUGAAAGCAAAUAAAAGAAGCACUAGACAUGAUUCAUACCAUAUGUAUCCCAAACCAUGAACGGUCAGAGAGGAAUUUUACUGGUGUGAGUUGACUAUAUUUUCGUACAUUCCAUAAAAUGGGCCUAAAGGAAAUUUUUGAAAAUAAAUAAAUAAAUAAAUUAAAAUUGGUGUAAGGCAGAAAAAAUAGAUGCAUGAGGGGAAGAGAAACUAGUGAUGUUUUUUUUUAUUUGGCCUAAUUUAUGUAUGUGUACAUUUUCCAUUUUAAAUAUUUUUGAAGAGUGUUGGAAUUUUAGAGUUUUGUUUGUUAGAUUCAGAUAGGUUGGUGUUAGCAGCUCAUGUUCAGUAUUAUAAUCUCAUUCAUUGGAUAAUCAUCUAAUUCUCAAAUAUGUUAAGCAUUAAGCAUGCAAUAUUACAUUACAUGUUAAUAUGAAUACUUUAAUUUAGGUGUGGUCCAAUCAUAGUGAAGGUGUUAUUGGUCAUAUGGUGUGUUAUUCUCAUGUCUAUAUAUUUUCCUACAUAUAUAUUUCAGUUUCUGGUUUUUUAUAAAUAAUUUGUACUUUAUUUUCUAGUUGAAGUAUUUUGAGGUCUUACAGUGUAUACUCAUUACUGUAGAUAAUAAAAAUAAUAAUAAUAUAUUAUGAGGUUGACGAAAUAGAAAUUUGACAGUACUUUAACUGUUAGCUGUUUAACACCUUUACAACAUUUAUCAAAUAAUCGCUUACAGACUCCACUAGAAAAAUAUUGUAUGUUUCAAAAAUGUAUUCCUUGAAAUAUUAUUAUGAUAUUGCCAUAGUGAUGAUGAUGUCAUCAAAUGAUGCAAUAAUGAUUGGCAGUUGCUUUGCAUAUGCAGCACAAUUAAGGUUUAAGGUGGAUUGUAUUUGUGGCACGAGGACGGUUGUGAACUAAUAGGUUGAUAUGAUUGGAUACACUGAAGAUGGAGGAUGCAAGUCAGAAACAUCUCGAGAGUAUGAGAGCAUCAAGUUAUUAUUACAGUACUUGACUGCUAACUGCAAUGCACUCGUUGCUCCUUAAUUUCAUUAUUAUUUAUGCAGAUAAAUAAUAACAAAGUAAUAAAGUAGAUGAAUAAUUAUGGUGUAACCAUAGUUAUUUAAAAUGCUUUCCCUUUCCAGACGUGUCAAAAACAUUUUUUUUUUCUACAUCUAAAUCUUUGGGCCUUAAAGGGCUCAGAACAGUUAAAAAUGUUUUUUCUUAGCCCUGAACCCCCACCAGAAAUUUACCCCAGACCCCCUGUCGGAUAGCUUAAUUCCCACCGAAAUAUCAUAGAGCCCACCACUGAUUCCAUUGCUUUCAAUGCUCCAAAACUAAAGCUUUACCUUAGAAGCCAACUCAUCUAAAUGUUCUAAGAGUCAAAAUUGUGGAUGGCACAAAAUUUAUUGGCUUUUCAAUUAAAGUAAAUAUGCGAAUACAUGUGACGCUGCCCCAGACAAUCCUAAUGUCGUUCCAUAAGCAUGCAGGUAUUUAGGAAGCUAAAAAUAUCUGCAAAUUCUCAUUGUUGGCAUCUUACCUACUUUGUAGUCUAGUAUUUUUCAUAACUUUAUGGAAGGUAAGAUAUAUGUUACCUGAAAUAGUUCACAACAUAAAUUUAUUAUGGGCAUCAAGCAGUGUAAGGUUAUGGUGCUAAACAUAUUUUGACUUGUUUGUUUAUCCUGAUGAAUUCAAUUCACAACACAUUAAUUGGUUAAAGCUCGAUCUUCCCAUACUAUCAAGUUCUUUGUGACAAUUAUCUAUGAUUUGCCCAAAUAUGGACAUGAUGAUGUCAUAUCCAGUGGCAUAUUCAAGGAGACUUUCCCCCCCCCCAAUUUUUAAAAUUUUUAACAAAUUGGGGAAAAAAUUGCUUACAAAUUAUAAAGUCUAAGAUCGCCAUUUCAGGCUAUCUGGAGGUGCCAUAUAAUUUUGUACCUCGGCCCCAACCAUAGUGGGAUUGAAAUGGACUGGGCCUUUUUUAGUGCAAAUGUCCCUGCCCCUCCCCCUUCUAUUUUAAAUUCCUUGGUCUGCCACUGAUAUCACACCCAUAUUUGGGCAAAUCAGAGAUAUUUGUAAUUUAAAACUAGGUAGUGUGAACAAGGAUAUUUGUGGGGACAUCAUUAAUGCAGCAGUAACCUAAUCCUAGCUUUGUCAGUAAUAAUUCAUUCAAUAUUUGGAGUGUUCAGGCAACAUGCUAUAUGUCUAGGCUGAUACAGUAUAUGACCUGUCAUUCACCACCUGAAAUUGGCUAGAGAAAGCUGGACAUGACUAGAUUGAAUGAAAUUAAUGACCAGGAGUUGAUACUGUCAUGCAUUGUAUAUCAAUAUGGUGUCUAGAAUGCAAACAUUAUUGCAGCCUGUUAUGGCACGAAUGAGAGAAAAAGGAUGCCGCCUAUGCAUUAUGCUUUGUUACUCUUCAUUUUUUGCAUGGCAUGAUAGAACACACAAUCUAUUUGUAUUUUAUUAAUUACUUCUGUAUCCUUGGGGCCUUGAUAAGCCACAGUGUUGUUCUCCAGGGCCUAACAUAAAAUUCUGACAAAAGAUACUAUCGCCUUUAUGGUUCACAAUCGUUGAUAUGGGAUUUAUUAACUUCUUAUUUCAAACCUCCCUCCUUACCUCAAUUUAGCAUUUUGUCCACAUACAGUAUUUAGAAUUACAGAUUGAGCAUUUUCUCAUGUUUUUGAAUUGUUACUUGUUCAAGAGUACUUUUUAAAAGUAAUAAAAAUUUACUGAAAUAAUAUUGUGUAUGGAA